GUAAAAAUGGAGAAUAUAUUAGGAUUAGUGAUAUUAUUGUGGGCAUCGGUGGCAGGAGUGAUGUGCCAACAGAUUAUGCCCAAUCAGCCCAUAACGGAUGCCAAUCAAGUGGGAGCGUCGCCCGUAUUCUACACCGAAGUGAUCGCCAAACAGUGCAUUGAUAUGAAUCAAGGAGUCGUCGGCCGUUCUUUUCCCACCGGACAGAGUGUCGAGAGUUUCAUAGCACUCGUCGAACUGUUGGAGACACUCAUCUACAACGGCACAGAUCAGGCCCUCGUUCAGCACAUGGGCGCCGAGAAUGUGGCCAGACUUUUGCUCAGGAGAUUCCGUUUCGACGGCUACGACGACGCCCAGCCGUCGACACUGAAGAAGCAAAAAGAUCUGGAGUUCCAGAACUUCAAUAAUGCAGUGCUGAAGAAAGGCGACGGCCAGACACUGCUCACUGGUUACUACUUUCCCGACCAGUAUUUCAAACUGGAAGAGCUCUGUUCGCUGCACGACAUGCUCUCACAUAAUAUCUAUAACGUUAAAAUCCAGCGGCGAGUAUCAUAUGCGCAGGUAUUCCGCGGCAAACGCCAGGCCUAUCGGCCGCAGAACCAGAAUCCGUACCAACAGAACAGGGAUCAGAACCAGAACCAGAGGAACAGCUGGAAUGCACCCGUCAAUAAUAACAACAAUAAUGGGUAUUGGCACGAUGGAAAGUUCAUCAAUAACAAUAACAACAACAACAAUAAUAAUAAUAAUCGGCCGCCGAUUGCGUCCAACUUCUUGAAUAACGGAAAUUAUGGUCAAAACCGAACUCAAAUUCCGAUAAAAGAGGAAGGAGUGGCCAGUCUUCGGGCCGACCGGAAAGAGGCCAUAGCCAUGGCUCGAGUGCUGUUGGGUGUGAUCGCCGGCCUAUCGAUGGACGCCCGGACGCAAGCGAGCGAUAUAUUGAAAUCGUGGGGAUCUAGCACUCAGAUGCAACCGGCUUACGAUCAACAGCUGGACCCCGUGGCCGCCAUGACUCUGGCCGACCUCUGGAGCAUUAACUCCGCGAAGACCAAUAUUUACGACCAGUAUUUAUACGGAGUGACCGGACAGUGGGAGACCUCCACUUGUGCCACACAUUACGGCCUCGAAAACAUACCCGAAGAUAAGUUUAAGGAUAUUGAUCACUAUAUCCGGGCCACGAGGGCUGAGAUCAGGGGUGGUAUCGAUGGGUAUCUGAUUGGCACAAAUUUGCGUUCGCCCCAGUUCCACCUUGAUAACCCACAGAGCCUUAGGCUGAGCGCUAUAUUGCGAUCCUAUUACUCGAAGCCCAUUCAGCCCAAGUCGUCCACAUUCUCGGCCUCCGUGUGUGACCGCAAUCGUAUCGGUCAGGAUAUCCCCAAAAUCCAGGGUUACGCCACGACAUACCAGUCCAUUGUUGCCACCAGAAAUGGGGGCAAAUUGCCCGUCGAUUUGGACCAGAGGUUUUCGCAGGAGAUUCAAAACGCUGUCAGCGGCGCCGCUAUUAUGCGAUCGCCGGGGGAUCCGGAGGUCGCGUGCGUUCGACACCCGAAACGCGAACCCUUUGCUCCCUAUGCUGUCCGCCAGAGGCAGAAAAGAGGUGCGAGUCUUUCGGACUACUGUAAUAUCCCGGGCAGUGUAUACGACAAGACAGCCCCGUGUGAGACCCCAUCGGACGUGAUCUAUGUGAUCGACGCCCACGACCUGCAAUCGGUGCAGCGGUCGGCCGACAUCGUGGCCGCCACCAACUCCUAUCUCACUCAGAUCAGAGCCGGUGCCGGCGCUAUCACCAUAUUCAUCAACAGUCUCGGCGGUAAUGACGUCAACAAUCAGGUGUGGCUCCCACAGGGCACUUGGCCUUUGGUUCCCGUCGUCUUUAAUAGCACAAACACCGGGUGCUCGCAGUGCAGGAUCAAUGACUUCAACCAAACCCAAAAGUCUGUGGUGAAGAACACGGGCGCGUUUUUCCGCGCUCUGAACACGACCUUGUUCAAUUACGAGUGGUGGACUCCACGAACCAACGACUCUGCCAUCCCGGCCAAGUCGGCCGUUAUCAUUGACUUCGGUUCGAUGACUGCGGCGCCCGAUUCGGGCACUGAUCGCGACGACUACAACUACUUCAAGGAUCAGCUCCGGUACAGACACCGAGACGUCCGCUUCCUUCCCGUCGCCAACGAUCAGAAACUGUUUGAAGACAUUAUCCCUGAAGGUUACCAAACAGACUCUCCCGGCGGUGAUGUCUCCCAAAUCGGCCGCAGUUUAGCGCAAAAGAUAUGCGAAAAUCCGGCCACUUUUCAAUACAAUCUAUGUAAUGACCAGCGCUCCGAUAAUAUCCAAUACACCGGUUUUAUUACACCCGGAUACAAACAGAAUUGGGCAAUGUACCCUGAGUUUUUCCUUAAAAGUUUUAAUAUCAAGUUUGACUUUAAAGCGGAAGACGGAAACAUUAGGGUGUGUUAUGAUCGGGUGUUUCCGCCCGAAAACCAGGACUACUGUAUUGACCUGAAUAGCGGUGAAAAUAAACCCUUUGAAAUCAAUAAUCCUUGUAAUGAGAGGUCCUUCUCGUCUUGCGAUCCGUUUUAUUUCACCGUUUGGGGCAAAGAGAGGACCUCUGCCUCCCAGUGCUAUGACCAAAAGUGUGCAAAUCUAGAUCAAAUUAAGUUUACUGUAUCGCAUACGGGUGUCCAGUGCAGCUCAUCGCACAAUAUCCGGCCCUCCACUACAUUCCAGUGCAUUUCAGCCGCGAUUUUCCUCACAAUAUACUUAUUUUUCAAGAAAUAA
This is a messenger RNA of Medioppia subpectinata, 2772 nucleotides long. The record is from the annotation of a GenBank genome assembly. NCBI's taxonomy places the organism in Eukaryota, Metazoa, Arthropoda, Arachnida, Sarcoptiformes, Oppiidae.